AUGAGUAUUAAUAAUAUUAGUAAUAAUACCUUGUAUCCAAGCAGGGAUAUGGGCUUCAUGGAGAGAUACCAACUCUCCAAACAAACUGCAGAUGUCUAUGGUAAACUUUGUCUACUUUGUCAGUUGACAAUUCAGACUCCACUAUCACCUGGCCAGACAAUCAAUCAAGAGUAUCUAGUGGCUAUACUUCAACCUGCCAUCACUGAGCUAUGCCAAGAGAUUCCAUCAAUGACAUUGGUCGUCUCGGACAUUGCCAGCAACAAACCAAGCUUCUCAAACAUCAGCUCUUUCGACCUGUUGCAAGUGCUCAAGGUCACUCACAAUGUUGACUUUGGUGAUCAAGAUGCUUUGCAACUACAUCUUGCCAAUGAGGUCAGCAGUGACUUUGACCUAAGAGAUCAGUCAGUGCCCCUAUGGAACCUUCAUGUACUUGUAGAUGACAGGCGACCGAAUGAGCUCGUUAUCAUCUGGUCGGUACAUCAUCUCAUCUCAGAUGGUGUCAGUACAUCAAUACUUUGGACUCACUUGUUGAGGUGUAUCAAUGAUACUUCCUCAUCAUCAACAUCAUCAACAUCGACAUCGACUAUCAUUGCACCAACAAGUGUACCACCACUUCAACCUCCAUUCGAUAAGAGAACACCUCAUCAUCCUACUAUUACAGACUUGGUGCCGGUGUUGUUCAAGGAGUUAUUGCUACCAUCGUUCAUCAAGAGAUGGACUGAUACUACGUAUUGGGCAGGCGAGACACAUGCCGUAAGAGCACAUCAUCAGACUUUGGUGGAGUUGGUGCAACUUGAAGAUGAUCUUGUGGAACGAUUGAACGUUGCAUGCAAGAAAGAGGACACGACUAUACACGCUGCAUUGUGUGUGGCUGCAGUAGCUUCACUUCUGGAGACACUCGGCGGUGAUGCCUCAACAACUGCAAUCAAGACAUGUACACCAAUCAGUGCGCGCAAGUACUGUGAGCCACCAGUGUCCAUCGAGGAGGUGGGCAACUUUGUGGCGGCCUUUGACAAGGUGUGGCAGAUGCCAUUGACAAGCCUCAAAGAGAAGUUUUGGCAACAAUGCAGAGAGUACAAGACUCAGCUGGCUGGCAACUCAAUCAACGACGUCAAGAUGGUAAACAUGCUCAAGUAUGUAGGCGAGAAUCCUGCCAAGUGGGAUGACUUUUGGUGGAGCAGGGAGCACAAGCUACCAAUGGGAAGAAGUGGAAGCAUCGAGUUGAGCGACCUUGGCAAGUGGAACUUGGUCCAGAAGCAAGACGAUCAAUGGAAGGCACAAUCUGCAGUAUUUGCACAGAGCAGCAAUGUAUAUGGCAGUGUACUGUCAUUCAAUUGUGUGUCGCUGAAUGGUAGACUGCGUCCAUCUAUCACAUGGCAACCUGGCGUGAUAUCUCAAGACAAGGUCAAGGAGGUGUCAAAGCUGUUGUCAUCAACUCUUUCCGAACUAGCCAAUAAAGUGACUGAG
Messenger RNA from Acytostelium subglobosum LB1, 1467 nucleotides. RefSeq lists its product as hypothetical. The transcript has a single exon. The record is from RefSeq and is a predicted model, not a curated record. The annotation marks the transcript as partial. Lineage: Eukaryota; Evosea; Eumycetozoa; Acytosteliales; Acytosteliaceae.